Molecule: messenger RNA, 3834 nt
Organism: Dicrocoelium dendriticum
Lineage: Eukaryota; Metazoa; Platyhelminthes; Trematoda; Plagiorchiida; Dicrocoeliidae
Source: the annotation of a GenBank genome assembly
GCUUUUUAACUAACAUCUGUUGUCCAUUACUGACCUGUGAAUUCGUUGCGGGGAUUGAACCAGUGGAUCAGUUGUAUCGGUGACCUUCAGCAGUGUAAUUUUAAGUUCGUGGCUGGUGCUUUGCCAGUCUUACUCUCAUUUGUCCGCUGCCGAUAAAGAUGAAAUGUCGCUGUCUUCUAAUGAAAAUUUACUAGAUUCCAUUCCUGAGGAAAGAUUAUCAGGCGGUUGUCCUGGUGACUGUUCCGAAUGCUCCGAAAACUGUCGAACUUGCUGCUGGCGACGAAAGGUGUAUCACUCGCGUGUUGUCAAUUUUGGCCGACCCUCAAAAACACAGCAUUUUCCUUCGAAUAAAAUUAAUAACCAGAAGUACAAUAUAUGGAGUUUCUUUCCACUUGUGCUGUUCGAUCAAUUCUCCGUGUUCUUGAACUUGAUCUAUCUCGUUCUCGCGUGCAGUCAGUUCAUUCCAGAUCUGCGCAUUGGCCAGCUGUACACUUACUGGGGACCCUUGGGAUUCGUGCUCUGUGUGACAUUUAUACGCGAAGCAAUCGACGACAUUCGGCGCUGGUUACGUGAUCGAGAAGUUAAUCAAGCUGGUUAUGCUAAGUUCGUGCGUCACGGACAAGUGUGGAUCACCAGUGCAUCUAUCAAAGUUGGGGAUCUUAUUCACUUAGACAAAGAUCAACGUGUUCCCGCCGAUAUGGUUCUGCUAUGGACUUCGGAUCGUAGCGGAUCUUGCUUCAUUCGAACCGAUCAGUUAGAUGGGGAAACUGAUUGGAAGCUACGUUACGCCAUUCCUGCGACUCAGUCAUUCGUCACUACAUCUGGUCAGCCGUGCGCACUCUUCGACAUACAGGCACGCGUUUUCGCGGAAGCACCAUCCCAAAACAUCCACAGUUUCGAGGGAACUUUUGUGCGCACAGACCUGUCGCAUACAAGCGACACAUCCGUGGAUGUGGAUGAGAUGUCUCUCAAUUUGGAUCACACGCUGUGGUCAAACACUGUGUUAGCCACGGGAAGCGCCAUCGGGCUGGUUGUGUACACAGGGGAGGAGACUCGGGCCGUGAUGAAUUCCAGUCGAAUACGAACGAAAAUGGGAAAAAUUGACAGGGAAAUCAACAAUAUCACAAAACUUCUCUUCAUCUUAGUUGUUUUGCUAGCGUUCGUUAUGGUCGCGUUGAAGGGAUUCACCGGGGCUUGGUACAAAUAUUGGUGGCGAUUCAUGGUCCUCCUCUCUUACAUCAUACCGCUUGCGUUACGCGUGAACAUGGAUUUGGCCAAAAUUGUCUAUUCCUUUUUGAUGGUGCGCGAUGCUGGUUUGCCUGGUUGCAUUGUCCGAAACACAACAGUUCCGGAGGAUCUGGGUAGAAUAUCAUACCUGUUAUCGGACAAGACAGGUACUCUGACCCAAAAUGAAAUGGUCUUCAGGAAGCUUCAUUUGGGUAGUGUAGCCUUCGCCCCAGACUCCAUGGAAGAAGUGGUUCAAAGCCUGAGGCGUUACUUCGAGUUGCAGUCUAGCAAGGGCCAAACAUCCGAUGAUCAAAUUGGACGUCAAAUGCGCCGCACUGGGGCCGAACGUAUGGUCUCUGCCGUACUCGCUAUCGCGUUGUGUCACAAUGUCACGCCGAUGAGUGAGGAUGGCUCCUCUGGCGCGGCAGAUAUCGACGUAAAGAAUCCAUUGGAAAUGGUGAACAUCACAUCGGACCCCGUUGGGUAUCAGGCCAGCUCUCCUGAUGAAGUGGCGCUCGUCUCUUGGACCGCUACAGUUGGCAUCACUUUGGUGUACCGAGAUCAGCACUACAUUUGUCUUCGCUUACCCAACGGUUCCUCACAAAUGUACGAUUUGCUCAAUAUGUUCCCCUUCUCCUCCGAGUCUAAACGCAUGGGUAUCAUCGUCCGCGAUCGACAAACAAACCAAAUCACCUUCUACGUCAAAGGUGCUGACACAGUGAUGACUUCUUUAGUCACCUACACGGACUGGUUGGAGGAUGAGGCUGGCAAUCUGGCUCGAGAAGGUUUACGCACCCUCGUCGUUGCGUCCCGAAAUCUUACAGAUGAGCAGUAUGAAGAAUUUGCCCAAAACUAUCAUGUGGCCAAAAUGGCGUUGUCUGAUCGGGUGAACAAAAUGCAGGCGGUUGUGGCCACAUUGGAGGCGGAUUUGGAGGUGCUGUGUGUCACCGGGGUGGAGGACAAGCUCCAAGAAGGUGUGCGACCUACUCUGGAGGCCCUUCGCAAUGCUGGCAUCCGCAUAUGGAUGCUAACCGGCGAUAAACUAGAGACUGCGGAGUGUAUCGCCAAAUCAUCCCGACUGGUCGGUCGCGACAUGCCGUUGUACACAUUUCGGAAUGUGUCUGGCCGUCUGGACACCCAUGUGGAGUUGAACGCCUAUAGAAAACGAUGUGAUCAUGCUUUACUUAUCACCGGUUCCUCAAUGGAAGCAUGUCUCCGUUACUACGAACACGAAUUCGUCGAAUUGGUACGCCAGUCCCCGGCUGUAGUCGUCUGUCGGUGCUCACCGACUCAAAAGACACGCAUUGUUCGCCUACUCCGUGUUCACACCAAAUCACGCGUGGCUGCAAUCGGCGACGGAGGAAACGAUGUGGGCAUGAUUCAAGCCGCCGACUUGGGCUUCGGUCUUGAGGGCAAAGAGGGUCGCCAAGCCAGCUUGGCAUCCGAUUUCAGCCUUACUCAAUUUCGGCACGUCGCCCGCCUUCUGUUGGUACAUGGAAGAAAUUGCUACAAAAAUACCGCGGCCCUCGCUCUGUUUGUCAUACAUAGAGGUUGCAUCAUCAGUGUGAUGCAAGCGGUCUUCUCGGCUGUGUUCUACUUCGCUUCUGUCCCUCUCUUCCCUGGAUUCUUGCUCGUCGGUUAUGCGACCGUUUUCACUAUGUUCCCUGUGUUCUCGCUGGUUCUGGACAAAGAUGUUCCCGAUCGCAUCGCUCUCACUUUUCCUGAAUUGUACAAGACGCUACUCAAAGGUCGUGAGAUCACUUUCAAAAGUUUCUUUGUGUGGCUCCUCAUCAGCGUCUAUCAAGGCGGUGUCAUCAUGUAUGGUGCAUUGCUCCUCUUUGAGGACGAGUUCAUUCACAUUGUGGCAAUCACCUUCACUGCGUUGCUGUUGACUGAACUCCUUAUGGUUGCAAUCACUGUACGGACAUGGCAUUUGCUCAUGGUGCUCGCGGAAAUCCUCAGUCUGGCGAUCUACGCAUUGUCUCUGGUUGUGAUGAGACAGUACUUUGACCCAAACUUCUUGGGAACCUUUGGAUUUAUCUGGAAGGUUCUGGCGAUUACGGGCAUCAGCUGUAUACCCAUCAUCAUUUUGAAGUUGAUUCACUAUAAGUUCCGACCGUCGAUCUAUUCCAAGCUCCAGUGAACUGAGGCAUUAGACGAUUAGCUCCUGUUUACAUGACGUCUACGACCUUUUUAUCCACACACACAUGUACUUUCAUGUCGGAUUUAUGCUUUCAGCGCGCCUCGUCUCUCCAACAUGUCAUGGUAUCCACAUUACGUGCGGUCUUCUUUCCUCUCAUCAACUUGACAUUUCCUGAUUAUUUUCUUCUGACAGAUGUCCCUGGUCAUUCAUCGUUUUCUCUUACCUUGUACUAUGUGCGAUUACAUCUCCAAAGUCCAUUUUACAUGACACUAUGCCUUUGUGCUUCCAACGGAUAGGUCUGUGGCCUGCGGACUAUGUCGCUUGUCAACUUGGCUUGUAUAUUGUAAUCCAUACGGACAACAACCGAUCCAAUGACUUAACAAUGUGUGCUCCUAACCGCUAUGCAAAGCGUUUUCCUCGUAACUGAGUGACAUACUAGUGAGUCGACUACUGAAAGUGCCUAC